AUGAGCAAAACCAACGCGCUCGUAAUGAGCUUCGCUCUGGAGCACAGGCCGCGACUCACAAGAACCAGCAAGCCAAAGUCGCGGAAUGGGUGUACUACUUGCAGGUAUCUCAUCUUCCUCCCGUUACACCAACGCCGCCAUUUUAAGUGCGAUGAAGCCAAGCCGGCUUGCCUAGCGUGCCUGAAGUACCAGGGCUUUUGCACAGGAUACACGCCAGCCAAGACAAAACCACUCGCGAAACCUCCACCGCAACGUCUCGUCUACCCCAGGCUUGCGGCCAGCCAGGCCAAAGCCAAGCUGGCUCUGGAGCCAAGUUACGCGUCACUCGCUUUCUCUAACCAGCUCGAGAAGGACCACUUCGACUACUGGCUUGCAUUCUCACAAGCCUCAUGUUUAUUCCGUUCAGACUUCGUCGCACAGAUCAUUCCACAACUCUGUUGGGAUGACUCUGUGAUUAGGAAUCUGGCCAUAGCCAUUGGCGCCGCCGCCCUCGGUGGCAACACUCGAGAACAGCGGAUUUGCGGAAAGGGAAAGUUCCACAAAGACGCCCUCGUGCAUUACGGGAAAGCGCUGAAUAUGCUCUGCUCAUCACCGAUGUCUUCUGAGAGGACGUUGCUCGCAUGUCUCAUGUUCAUCACUUUCGAGAGCCUCCAGGGGAACAGGGCGGCUGGGCUGAACCACAUCAACCAGGGCUUCCGAAUCUUGGACCAGUGCCACCAAUCUUUGGAAGCCGAAAGCAGCGCCCUAUUAGACGGUAUAUCCUCCAGCUUUCAAAAGUUCAGCCACCAGGCUUGGGCUCUGAACGGCCUACAUCCUCAAGAAACGGAAAAGAGGGUCCCAUGGUGCUGUCGGGGACUAAAAGCCCGGUACGCUAUCGACGAGAUGCCGUCUGUGUUCGAGACUUUAGAAGUCGCCCGUCGUUGGUGGGCUAUUGUUAGACAUCAUAUCGAACACCACGCACCCUUGCGGACCAAAUUCCAAGUCAAGGGCUCCUCGAUGACGGACCCUCCGAUGCUCUCACCAGGAGAUGGCGCACCGGGCACCCUGGAACACAUACUCAGCUUCAUCCGGUACCUUGAUCUAUGGGACGCCACCUUCCGCCCGCUCGCUAUAAGGGCCGAAAAGAAUGACUCGGACUACCUGAGAGCGCUUAGUCUGAGGAUCCAGUACUUAUAUCUAUGGGCUGGAGUGCGCACUGGGAGCUGGACGGACGAAACCGAAGCAGAAAAGAUAACAGCCACGUUCCGCGACAUCGUAGCCCUCAGUCGGCAACUCCUUGCCGCCGAGGCCAGUCGACCGCCACCAAGAGCGGGAGAAGGUGAUGUUGAAGUAUUCUCAAUGGAUGACAGUCCAACGUGGCCUCUGGCUUGCGCGUAUCGGGUGUGCAAAGCCCCUGAUGUGCAGGAUGAGGUUGUUCAGCUAUUCAAGCAGUACCCGCGACGUGACGGCCUUCUGGAUACACAGGCGUUCUUGGUAGUCAUGGAGUGGGUUGAGCGCAAUGCGUCGGCUGGAAUAAUCAUGAACAUGCCAAGUCCGGUGGUGGAUUGCGUGGUCUGGGACGACAAUACUGUCACACUUCAAAGGCAACUUUGGGACCCGGCGACAUCAGAAUGGAGUGACAAGAGCAUCAAAUUUAGCAUUAUUUAG
Messenger RNA from Colletotrichum aenigma, 1647 nucleotides. It is a transcript of the gene atnN-7, whose product is annotated as Aspercryptin biosynthesis cluster-specific transcription regulator atnN. The transcript is spliced from 2 exons. Gene Ontology annotation, molecular function: zinc ion binding; DNA-binding transcription factor activity, RNA polymerase II-specific. Gene Ontology annotation, biological process: regulation of DNA-templated transcription. The coding region runs from base 1 to 1647 and encodes 548 amino acids. Lineage: Eukaryota; Fungi; Ascomycota; Sordariomycetes; Glomerellales; Glomerellaceae. The record is from RefSeq and is a predicted model, not a curated record.